AUGGCCGCCUUACUUCUCACAGCCGUUUUCGGCACGGCAGUUAGAGCCCUAGCCUUGGAGUCGACUAUACCCCGACCGACAGAGGCCUCAAUACCAGACCCAACACUUCAGUUGCCAGAGAUCACGGAACCACCCAGUCCAUCCGUUGUAAAAGAAUUGUUGAGGCGAGCCGAUGUCGAGACCGUCCUGGUAGCCCCAGAUAAUACUUGCGGUUACGUGAGCGGGCUCCUUGGCGCUGCUUAUACUUGCGGCAAUACGAAUGGCUACUGUGCCUUCAUCACCACCGCUGCCUUUGGUGCUGUGGCCUGUUGCAACAGUGGAGGAUGCGAUUUCCGUACCGACUGCCGGGACAGGGAGCAGAUCUCCGACGGCGACUGUGGUAAUGGAUGUAUGAACGAUAUAUAUACCGUGAAAUGCUCGGAGGCUUCCCUCCCCUAUUGCGGAACCAUCAGGUUCUCAAGCAGCAUCACCGACUACUUUUGCCAUUCACUCAGCUAUUCGACUCCAAUGAACGCUCUGACAACAUGGAUUGGCGAGGCGGACGGCCGGAAGUAUUCGCAGGUGGUCGUUACCCUGAGUUCUGAUGCCCUUACUUCCGUCGGCACAUCGGCUCGAGGAUCAGGAAGCGCCACAGCAACAGGUGCCAGUGGCUCUUCAGGAAGCUCUUCAGGCGACUCAUCCGGCGGCUCAUCCGGUAGCAGCAGCGGCGGCAGCGGCGGAGGCUCCUCAACCAACAUCGGUGCUAUCGUCGGUGGUGCGGUUGGCGGUGUGGCGGUCCUGGCACUGAUCGGGUUUGGAAUCUGGUUCUUAGUCAGACGGAGCAACAAGAACAAGGCGGCGGCGGUGGCGCCACCACCAGGCCCAGCACCAUAUCCCCAGAUGCAGCAGUCGCCUCCGCCUGGCGGUCCCUCGCCUGGCCCCAUGGGCGUGGCGGGACACCAAUCAGUAUACAACCCGCAGUACCCUCAACAGCCGGGUCAGCAGUACCCAUCGCCAGAAGGAUACAUGUCGCCUGGUGCCGGGUAUUUCCCCAACCAGGAGAAGCCUGGAGACCCGUACAUCACACACGCCUCCGUCCAGCCGUCGAGCCCGGUGUCGCAGGUCACCGAUCCCAGGAUGAGCAUCCAGCCAUCGAGCCCAACAUCCACCGUCAACUCGUUCCAACCGCAGCACACUGGCGGCUACCAAGCGCCGACGCCAACGGUGCCUUCCACGGUCUACGAGGCUGGAGGCGAUGCGGUCGGCACCCAAGGGCCCAAUGCCAAUCACCGUGGGCAGUUCCAUGAGCUGAGUUGA
This is a messenger RNA of Neoarthrinium moseri, 1296 nucleotides long. RefSeq lists its product as uncharacterized. NCBI's taxonomy places the organism in Eukaryota, Fungi, Ascomycota, Sordariomycetes, Amphisphaeriales, Apiosporaceae. The transcript has 3 exons. The coding region runs from base 1 to 1296 and encodes 431 amino acids. The record is from RefSeq and is a predicted model, not a curated record.